CUUUACGGCAGCAAUCAUUUUGACAGGCAGAAGCUAGCCUAGCAACAAACUUUAGUAGUUAUUAGUUAGCUACAGUACAUGAGUUGGGUUAGCUACAGAAAAGACAUGAUAUACUUUAAAAACAAAAGAUUCGCAACUCGUGGCAACUUUAACCGUCAAAGCAACUUUUUUCGUUCUAGCUAACGUUAGCUGGCUAAUCGCACUGUCUGCAUGCGAACAAUAACGAAAUCAACAACAACAUGCCAACCAUGGGAAUAGCUGAAAUAGAUUCAAGCAGUCUCGACGGGGAGCUAACAUGCAGCAAAGAAGUGGUGGUGAUGGAGGGAGACAGGGAAGACCUCGGGACGCUGUGUGCUGAAGAAGAUUUGGUGGCAUCCGCGCUUGCUGCCACUGUCACCUCUCAAGUUAUUGUGGAAGAACUGAGAAGGCUUGGGUUAUGUUCAAACAUAGAGGGAGACGUGGAAUACGUACCAUACGAGUCUGAACUGCAAAUGUCAGACAUCAAAAGGCUUAUUACCAAGGACUUGUCAGAGCCUUAUUCGAUUUAUACAUAUAGGUAUUUCAUUCAUAACUGGCCUCAACUCUGCUUCCUGGUACGUAGAGCUAUAAAGUUGUUAGCUAACGUUAGCUGACUAAACUCAACUCCACGAUUUACGAUGGAGUUGAGUGGCGACUCGUUUAGGCGAACUGGAGCUCCGACAUCACAUAAAAUAACAAUGUCGUUUGUAAUUGCGGAUAAUUCUUUACUUUGGGUGCUGAAAUCGGUACAAAAAACAACAACAAAAAACGUCAUUUUAUGUGACGUCGGAUCUCCAGUCCGCCCACACUAGUAAUAGCUCAACUCCAUCUUAAAUCGUGGAGUUUAGUUUAAUCGGCUAUAAAGUUGUAUGUGUUUAUUAACUGAUCAUGUACAGUAGCUUGCCACUACCAGGCUAUGCUCAGGGCUGAAUAUGGUUUGUUUUUGCAGGGCUGGAGCAAAAGCCUACACAUCUGCCAGCCAGUAGAUAAUGAGCUGUUUUACCUCUCUGUGCUACAGGCGAUGGUGGAUAAGGAUUGUGUUGGUGCCAUUGUGUGCAAACUGGAUAUGCACAAGAAGAUUCACCGUGGCUACAUUGCCAUGCUGGCUGUGGACUCCAGAUACCGGAGGAAAGGCAUUGGUAAGUGGGCAUUAGGAGGAUCUCCAAGACUGUGGAGUUAUCAUACUGUUUCAUGUUUACCUCUAACCUGUCAUCACUCCUGUCAUUUCAGGUACAUAUCUAGUCAAAAAGGCUAUCUAUGCUAUGAUGGAUGAGGACUGUGAUGAGGUAUGUUUUUUUUUUACAUAAUCAUCUACCCUGGAAGACAUUAGGCAAGUGUGGCCAGACGUCCCCGAUUUCCAGGGACAGUCCCUGAUUUUGGUAGCCUGUCCCCAGCUAAAGCUGUACCAGAAAAUAUCCCUGAUUAGUCCUCAGAAAGAAAAAAGCAACUCUGAAGUUAAAUUGGGGCUGAUAUUUCAAUAAUCAAAUGCUGUAUCCAAUCAGAUUUGCAUGUAAAAAUGAUGUCAAUGCCUUUACCAAACUCAUUUGCUCCUGAGGCUUUGCGCACGGACCUUUUAUGAGAACGUUUGACCAGUGAUACAGAGACUGGACUCUGUUUAUCAUGUAUCCUUGUGCUUUAUUAGAAAUGCCAAGUCACUCACCCACCAUUGCACCUUGUACCAAAUGGUGGGUUGGACCUCACUUUAUAUGCGCAGAAAGCUACGUACAUUUGUAUGUGUUCAUCUACAAAGCCCUUUUGGGUAAACUCCCUCUUUACCUCUGUAGUCUGGUCUCCUUCACCACCAUCAGUUACCAUACCCAGUCUGUUAGGUGGUUGCUACUUCAAGUCCCCAGGACAUUUCCAGUAUUAGGCAAGACUGCCUUCUCGUCUUGUGCACCAGAGGCAUGGAAUAGUCUACAAUCCAUGCUUAUCUAGAUAUGUUAGUGCCACUGAAUGAAUUUAAAAUGUUGAUGGGAGACUCUGUUACAGAGUAGCAUAAAUGCUUUUUUUUUAGGCUGGAUCAUGUUGUUGUAUUGUUGUAUGUUCUAAUUCUGUAAUGUAUUGAUUGUCUGCCUUCUUGGCCAGGUCUCCCUUGAAAAAGACUGGGUCUCAAUGGGCUUUUCCUGGUUAAAUAAAGGUUAAAUAAAAAAAUAUGAACACACCAUACCCAUGGCCAGAAAGUGCAUGCAACAGCAUAAGCUACCAAACUUGGGUGAUUAAAAAAUGACUAGCUAGGCUAAGAUUAAGAAAACUGUUGAGGGGUAAUACAUUUCUGUGUUAAGUAUUUGAAAGGACUAUAGCGAAAAUUGAUUGUUAAAUAUAGUUCAAUUACAUUUUUAGUUUCGAGCAGUAUCCACCCCCCCACACAAAAAUCAUUCACCUUGCAUUAGGCCACAUUUUAACUAGAAGAUAACAGGCCACACUCUUUACCAUAAACAGUGACAGGUUUAAGCUUGAUUCUAAUCUCAUUCCACCAAUGCACAUUUGAAACUGAAAAUGCCAUUGAAUACCAUGUUGUUGUAUAGUAUUCAGAAUUGAGAUAGAGGUAACAAUCUCUUACAAAUUACUUGAUUUUGUUGACUUUAACAGGUGGUGCUGGAGACUGAGAUCACCAACCAAUCAGCCCAGAAACUGUAUGAGAACCUGGGCUUUGUGAGGGACAAGAGGCUCUUCCAAUACUAUUUAAAUGGAGUGGAUGCUCUACGGCUCAAACUGUGGCUCCGGUAACAAUGCAGUCAGUGUCUCUGGCCUAUUUCUCCCAGUCUCAGGAACAAACGUCCUCCCUACAAGGGAAACAUCAAAGCCACAGAAAAUCCAGCAAGAUCAUGAAGGAAAAUUGGAGACACGUACCACAGUUUUCUUUGGUGGAUUGGGAAUACUUUUGGCAUUUUAGUGGCCAGUGGAAAUGAACUGAAAAUAACACACCCUAGCCCUUGACCUGUACCAAACUAAAUCAAUUACAAACAAAACAACAGCUUGCCUCUGUCCUUUUGUUUUUUUAUUAGAGGACUAAAAACAAGUUGGGAAGAAGAGUAAGACUAUGCAAACUGAAUGUCUUCAUAAAGCCAUUUAUAGGGGCUAUACAGCCUAAAUGUUUCAGAAGUCAUAGGAAAAGAGGAUACCGCUCACUCGAUUCAAGAACAAAAUGCAGCUGUCCCUUGUCUUGUUGUGUGUUCACCACUGUGGCCCCAGGUGUGUGGUAGCUGGCCAGUUCUACUCUGUCUCUCUAGUCCUGCUAAGAGCUUCCAUCAGGGUUUUCAUAAAGGUGGAGAGGAUUUCUGCAAUAAGCAAUUUCCUGUUAGGGUAAAAGGAGCCCUGAAGUACAAUAGAUAUUUUCAAUGUUGAAGGGAAUUGGGGAACAUAAGAGCUCUUCAAUGUGCUUCUCAUUAAACAAAAUAUCAAUCCCAAAGAUAAUUUUGAAAAUACAUGAUCUUUGAAGCUAAAUUAAACGGUCAUUGAGGGAAAUAAGUUUGUACCAUUUGUACGUACCCAUUUUUGGCUCGGUACCAUUGAGUCUAGAGGUCUUGAAGACGUCAAACAAAACAUGGUCAGAUAUAUUUUAUGGCCUCUGUGGGGCUUCUUUCAAAAGUAUAUCGCAAGACACCUUUCAAUUUGGACAAGAUGGACAAAGUAUUUGGUAAUUCAUUAUUGGGAUUGUACUUUUUGGUGGGGUCAGUAUUUUAUCUGUCCAUUUUCGAUUGUUUUAUAGAUUAACAACGUUAAAGCGACUUUGGAUCCUUGAAAAGCACUAUAUAAAUGCCAUGUAUUAUUAAUCAUGACGGACAUAAAAUCGAAAAGCC
Messenger RNA from Coregonus sp. 'balchen', 3818 nucleotides. The record is from the annotation of a GenBank genome assembly. Lineage: Eukaryota; Metazoa; Chordata; Actinopteri; Salmoniformes; Salmonidae.